AUACACUGAGAAACCACGCCGGGUGCAUUGAUCAAGACGCAGACGCAACCACACUGGGGCAGACUGGCGUCGUUAGGUUGGUAUGAUUCCGCUGAAACAGAUUGCAUUGUCGCUGUCUUGGGUGCCCUCCGUCGUCCAAAUGUGUCUUGGGCUGACGAGCGUCUUCUUUGUGGGGUUUGACGUGAUCAUGAACAACUGGGAGCUCAUCAACUACCUCGGCAACUCCAACUACCUCCUCACGCCUCUGAUCAACCUCGCUGAGCCCAGUGAACUCUCCCGCACGUUUGCCUUUCCCGACCUGGCCAACGUCGAGUCCAUGUCGGAAGGCGGCAUGUUCUUGAUUCACUACAUCAUGGACUCGUGCUACAUCCGCGACCCCACCGACUACGUCCUGACUGCCGGCGCGCACUACAUCGACAGUGCCGCCAACGGCAUUUGUGGUACGCUCGUCCAGUCGUACCCCCUCCCCCCCAAUACGACUUCCACCACCAUGAACCUCGGAGUCGUGUACAACUACAUGCAACUCGUUCGAGGCAAUACGCUCGACAACUACUUCACCGCCCCCGACGAGCCCCCUCCCCCCAACGCAUCAUACAGAGACCUAGCCUACCUCGGCUUUAUUCCCGCGCGGGUCGACGUCGACAUGCGGCUGACUACACCCGUGGAGAUCCCUCCUGUUGGAGAAACCAUCGUCGCCAACGUGUCCAUGUACCGGUUCAACGCCGUCGCCUUUUGCUCGGGGUGCGACCCCGUGAUUGAGCUCGGCUUGGACGUGUGCAAGUCGUCGUAUUAUGUCGACCCCGCCACGCACUCGCUCGUCGUCACGUCUAGCCACGCGUAUCAAGGCGAAUACCACAUGCUGGGGGCCAUUCUCGAGCGGUCGUCGGGGACGCAAUCGUCGCUGUACCUUCGGGGCAUCGCGCUCGUGCUUGCGCUCGUGUCGUUUGCCACGAGCAAGAAAACCACGCGGUGGACGGAAACCGGGACCGUCGACACGGCGUGGAAGCGCGUAGUCCACACCCUCGCGCCGCCGCUGUAUCGGUACAGCAGCCACACGUUUACAUUUGCCAACUUUUGCUUGAACAGCGACUGGUUUGUCCUGGUGUAUGUGGUGGCGGUCCUCCUCGACGAGAAAAACUCGAUGACGUACUCGCGCCUCGUGUACCAUUGGAAUAUUGAAGGCGACAACCGGUGGAUCGACAUCCAAAUGGCAGCGAUCCAGUUUCGAUGGCUCUGGAUCAACUGCUUCAUCGUGAAAGCAACCAAGGUCGUGGUCAACUUUGUCAGCAUGUCCCGGUACAACGGAUCGAACUCUGUCGUCGGGUUCUUCAACUUUAGUUCGGUCUUGUACAUCUACUUUGCCGCCAUCUUCCUUAUGCAGCGGACCGAGUACAUCGAGUACGGCAACUCGGACAUGGCGACGCUGUCGUCGACCAAUGCUGACCUCGACAGCAUCCGCGUCGACUUUUUCUCGUCCUGGUUCAUUCGGUCGUAUCCGAGCAUGAUGCUCGUGAUGCUCGUCAACUUGUUUGUCAUGCUGUCCGCGGACCGCCUCCUCAACUGGAACAAGUGGCGCCGGCUGUCGCAAAACUCGCUCGCUCGACAGGCCAUGUACAACUCGUCGUCGAUCUUGUGCGAGAUGUGCUACUCGUUCCAUGAUCUCGCCGACUACAAGAACCAAGCGGUGAUCGUGCAAGCCCGUGCCCUGUGCACGUUCCAGUGGUUCCUCAUGUGCCACACGCUGUGCUUUGGCCUGCCAGAGAACCCCAAGCACGUCCGCGCGAUGCUGACCAAGUCGGUCGCCAUGAUCACGGUCAACGGCGAGAGCAACAGCACGCUAUCCCCCAUAUCAGAGUGCGGCGGCAGUGUUGGUGACCCGCGCAAAGAUGGACAUGGCAAUGGAGACAACAAACCGUCUUCGCUGACCCUUCGAAGGUCCAACAAGAGCACAACAACGGAGCUCAAGGACGACGACGACGAAGACUCCCUCGGCGCCGUCAAACCUAUUACAUCCGACUCCAAGGACUCCAACAGCGACCUGUGCAUCGUUGCGCAGGACGUCGAUGGGGUCAUCCACUUGUACGAUUCCAGGAAGCGCGAGAUCCAGUCCAUGACGUUCGAAGUCAAGAUUCUGAGCAAUUCGCGGUUCGUGAUCGCAUGAGGCCUGACAAGCGGGCUGACAUUGCACAUGGAGUCGAGACGUAUUUGAAAACAUGCAUGUUUCUCCCGGUGUGUUC
This is a messenger RNA of Aphanomyces invadans, 2237 nucleotides long. RefSeq lists its product as hypothetical. Bases 83 to 2161 code for a protein of 692 amino acids. NCBI's taxonomy places the organism in Eukaryota, Oomycota, Saprolegniomycetes, Saprolegniales, Verrucalvaceae. The record is from RefSeq and is a predicted model, not a curated record. The transcript has a single exon.